GGUGGGGGGCGGGGGGGGGGCUAAAGUAAGAGAAGGAAGUGAGGAGGAGGGACCAGAAGCAGAUCGGCGGUGUGAGCGGACACUCCAGACUCGGGGACGAUUCCAGCGCCGAGGAAGUUGGAGGCUCUCGUUGCUGCCUCGGGUUCUUCCUUCAGAGCAGUAAUGCGCACUCAGGGGCGCCGGAUUUCUGAAACCUCGCUCCGUGUCUCCCGCUCAGAAACGCACCGUGAGAGGUCCAGAGGAGUCACGCACCUCUGCGGCCAGCGACGACACAGGUAGUGGGAAAGAAAAAAAAAAAAAAGUUUCCCGGAAGAACCAGUUCUGCAGGUUUAUUUCUCUAGAUCUGAUUUCAAAGCGAGAGAGGACACACAUGCACUUGCUUACUCUUUUGAGCAAGUAGAUAUUUUUUAAGUUGUUUUUUCUUUUUAAAUUUAAAAUUUUAUUAUUAUUUUUUUUUUAAUGGAAAAGAAGAAGAUGUCAGAUUUUAUGAAGAAGUGGCUGUGCGUGGCGAUGGACGUGGUGUGCGUUCUGCUCGCGUCCCUGCCCUCCAUCAUUUUGACGGUUAGGUUCAAGCCUUAUCAACGGGGGAUUCAUUGUGACGACGAGAGCAUCAAGUACCCGCUCAAACCAGACACCAUCUCCCACAGCAUGAUGGGAGUCAUGACCAUCACCUGCACUGUCAUUAUUAUCUCCUCUGGAGAAGCUUAUCUAGUCCACAAAAAGAUAGUUUACUCAAAUUCAAAGUUUAAUCAGUAUGUAGCAGCACUCUACAAGGUGGUGGGAACCUUUGUGUUUGGAGCAACUGUCAGCCAGUCGCUCACGGACAUCGCCAAGUUCACAAUCGGCCGUCCGAGGCCUAACUUUAUGGCCGUGUGCGCGCCGAAGAACUGCACGGGAUACGUGCUGGAAAUCAACUGCACAGGCCAGUUGCACGAAGUCACAGAGUCGAGAUUAUCUUUUUAUUCUGGACACUCCUCCUUUGGAAUGUACUGCAUGCUCUUCCUGGCGCUUUACGUGCAGGCCAGACUUGCAGCGAAGUGGGCCAGACUUCUGCGGCCCACCAUCCAGUUCUUCCUGGUGGCCUUCGCGGUGUACGUGGGUUACACCCGAGUCUCUGAUUACAAGCACCACUGGAGCGACGUGGUGGUGGGGCUGCUGCAGGGAGCUCUCGUUGCCGUGCUCAACGUUUGCUUUGUGUCCGACUUCUUCAAGAAGCGCCAUGCGCAUGGCUCGAGCCCAGACGCGGGGAGCUGCGAGGAGCCGGAGAGGAAACCGAGCCUGCAGAUUGCAGACGCUGAGCACGGCAACCACUGCGGCUACCGCAACGAUCCCGGCCCCUUGUGAUGAGAGGCGUCGGCUCCCUUGGCUUGCAGCCUGCAGACACCCAAACCUGUGCAAUAGGUUCCCGACGCAGGAGCCGCAGCUCCGUUUGUGCGGUCUGCUGCUUUUAGUUCAAGUCUCGAUUCCAAUUCUGGAAAUGUUACAAUUUCUUUGUUUUGUUUUUGUUUUUUUUGACUUCAUGAGCUCAUCAGCUCUUCUUCUCCUUUUUUCAACCACUCAUUCUGCAUCUGCUCCACUGGAAUGAUUAAGAGGGGACGCCGCCCCUGUCAAGGAAAACACAAUAACCUCUGCUUCCCUUGUAAAGGAGAAGAGAGCACAUUGCCUUCCAAGCAUCUUUCUUGAAGUUGCAUUUAGAGGACUCUAAACUCACUGUAGCAAAGCUGUAGUUCAGUGUAACCACGUAGAAUAAUUGUUGCUCAUAUUGUCGCAAACAAAUUACACCCGGGAGGUACAGUGUGUGCCUUCUUGCAACCUUGUGAAAGAAAAAAAAAAAACUGAUGUCCUCCUCCUUAUCGCCUGCUUCUGAGAAAGCUGCAUUUGUUAAUUCAUAUCCAGUAAGCUAACUAUUCUGUAAGACGAGCUUUAUUUCACAGGUCGGUAUUGGAAUAUGUGGCUGAAAUUCAGUUUUAACAACCUGAAAGAAACAGAUAUCUCUGCAAGUAGUUUUUCAAAGUGAUUUAAAAAAAAACAGUAAAAUAGUGUUAGAAAAUUUAGCUUGCUGAAGCUUGCAUUUGUUCCGGUGUUUUUCAGUUUUGUGUGUGAAAAUUUGACCGGUUCGCAGUGAGGGAGAAUUACAACUCAACUAUGAAUGUCUGUAAAAAAAUAUAUAUGGUUUGGUUUACGUAUUAGCAAACAUUUUUAGUGCACCUUAAAUGUUCACGAGAUGAGACAAUGUAGCACAAGUUAAUGCAGAUGGAACUGUGUAUCUGCACACCGCUGUGCCCUCAGAUUGCUAUUCAUCUGUCUUAACUUUCACUAAACAAUAUGAGCAACAACUCGAUACUAUCCAGGACUAGACUUUACUAAGAAUAAAGGAUUACCUUCAGUGACGCGAAACUGAACCUUUAAGAACGGAUGAUGCUUUAAAGCACACGGGUGCAUCUCAAUGACUUUGAAAUUCUUAGAUCAGGUAAUUUAAUAAAGUAAUUCAGAUCAUAGAGCUAAACUCGUAUGGAUUCAUCACAUACAGUGAUGCGUUUCAAACUUUUUAUUUUUUAUUUUUUUUCAACCGAUUUUUAUGAUUACGGCUAACAGACGUCGGUCCAUGUGUUCCCACAUUCUACAGUAUAUGCAUAAUUUGGUCGUUGUUCAUUUUA
Poecilia latipinna (sailfin molly) is the source of this 2657-nucleotide messenger RNA. RefSeq names its product phospholipid phosphatase 2b (gene plpp2b). NCBI's taxonomy places the organism in Eukaryota, Metazoa, Chordata, Actinopteri, Cyprinodontiformes, Poeciliidae. Gene Ontology annotation, molecular function: phosphatidate phosphatase activity. The transcript is spliced from 6 exons. Bases 460 to 1344 code for a protein of 294 amino acids. Gene Ontology annotation, cellular component: plasma membrane. Gene Ontology annotation, biological process: signal transduction; phospholipid metabolic process; phospholipid dephosphorylation. The record is from RefSeq and is a predicted model, not a curated record.